Apiotrichum porosum is the source of this 393-nucleotide messenger RNA. RefSeq lists its product as uncharacterized. Gene Ontology annotation, molecular function: deaminase activity. The transcript is spliced from 5 exons. NCBI's taxonomy places the organism in Eukaryota, Fungi, Basidiomycota, Tremellomycetes, Trichosporonales, Trichosporonaceae. Gene Ontology annotation, cellular component: mitochondrion; cytosol. Bases 1 to 393 code for a protein of 130 amino acids. The record is from RefSeq and is a predicted model, not a curated record.
AUGUCGUCCCCUUACACCGUCGUCAACACCAAGAGCGCCCCCGCCGCUAUCGGCCCCUACGUCCAGGCUGUCAAGCACAAUGGCAUCAUCUACGCUUCGGGCGCCAUCCCCCUUGACCCCGAGACCAUGACCGUCGUCGAGGGCGGCAUCAAGGAGCAGACUGCCCGUGUCAUCAAGAACAUUGAGGGUGUGCUCGCCGCCUCGGGCGCCACCAAGGCCUCGAUCCUCAAGACCACCUGCUUCCUCAAGGACAUGAACGACUUUGUCGCCUUCAACGAGGUCUACUCGGCCUUCUUUGGCGAGACCAAGCCCGCCCGCUCGUGUGUCGAGGUCGCCCGUCUCCCCAAGGAUGUCCUUGUUGAGGUCGAGUUCAUCGCCGCUGAGGUGCUCUAA